This is a messenger RNA of Daphnia carinata, 4003 nucleotides long. RefSeq names its product protein timeless homolog (gene timeout). NCBI's taxonomy places the organism in Eukaryota, Metazoa, Arthropoda, Branchiopoda, Diplostraca, Daphniidae. The record is from RefSeq and is a predicted model, not a curated record. The coding region runs from base 87 to 3791 and encodes 1234 amino acids. Gene Ontology annotation, molecular function: DNA binding. The transcript has 15 exons. Gene Ontology annotation, cellular component: replication fork protection complex. Gene Ontology annotation, biological process: DNA repair; DNA replication checkpoint signaling; replication fork arrest.
UCCAGUUUUGGCGGGCUGGUGGCUAAUAUGCACGAAGUCUUGGACCAUUUUUAUUGUUCGUAAAACCUUUGUUUUAAUAGUGAAAAAUGGUAACGCCGUUUAUGAAAGCAGAAUUAACUGCAGCAGUUACUAGUUUGGGUUAUGCAGAAGGCAAUAAAUACUUCAAAGAUCAAUAUUGUCUAGAGGCUCUAAAGGAUUUGAUUCGUUAUCUUCGUAGAGACGAUGAUACUCUGGGAAUCAGAAGGGAACUUGGGCAGAUGAAACUUGUUCAAACAAAUCUGAUUCCAAUUAUUUGUGAACAUCACAGUGAUGAAACCUUAUUCGAUGUUGUACUUCGUCUUCUUGUCAAUUUAACAAAUCCUUCCUUGUUACUUUUUAACGAAGAGCUGCCCACUGAGAAAGUUGCAAGAAACUAUUAUCUCCAGCAUGUCAGUCACUUACAGAGCUACAAACCAAAUUUGGCAUCUGAUAAAUUCUGGAUGGUUUUAACAGAUAAACUGAAACUACUCUUAGUCAAAGAACCAGAAGAUCGAUUGGAGGAUGACAAAUUGCUAACAGAGAGAAUCCUGAUUCUGAUACGAAACAUUUUAGAUAUCCCUAUAACGCCAGAAGAUGAGAAACGAACAGACGAUGACGCGAGCGUUCAUGAUCAGGUGCUGUGGUCCAUGCAUCUGUCUGGGAUGGAAGACGUGAUCAUUUACCUUGCAUCCAAUGAAAACGAACGUCACUUCUGUAUGCAUGUGAUGGAAAUUAUAUCUCUCAUGCUUCGCGAGCAAAAUCCGGCCACGCUUGCCCAAGCAGCCGCACAGCGUUCGCUUGCCGAAAAGCAGAAAGACACGGAAGAAUUGGUCGCCAUGGUGCAAAAAGAAAGCAGCGAACGGGAAGCUCGCUAUAAGAAGAUGACGGCCUCUAGGAGUUCCAUUUUCCGCGGAACUUUCUGCGUCAAAGACGUCAAGUCGAUCAGCGACAAAGACCUAAUCGUUCACCGUACGUUGACCGAUGGUAAACCUAUCGACUUCAAUCAGAAGAAGGUGGCUAAAAGAAAGGCCAAAAAUCGCAUGCCAUUACCGAACUGCGACGUGACUCGCAAGUCGACUCUCUCCAUCCGCCUCAUGCUGAAAGAAUUCUGUCUCCAGCUGCUCAAUGGAGCCUACAAUUCUCUAAUGCACAUCGUCAAAGAUUGCCUGAUUCGCUUGAAAACCCAGGAUCACGAUGAGACAUAUUACUUAUGGGCCCUAAAGUUUUUCAUGGAAUUCAACCGUCAUACGGGGAAAUUCCGAGUCGAGCUGGUCAGCGAGACCAUGUCGGUCGGGCUCUUUCAUUACAUUCAGACGCAGGUUCAAACGUACUCUGAAUCCAUUACUGUGGACAAAAAGAAAGCGGCUGUAUGGUCCCGUCGCCUUCACGUUGCCCUGCGCGCUUACCAAGAGUUAUUGAUGACUCUGAACGCCAUGGAUAAAUGUGGCACUGAGUCCGUCCGCAAGUCGUCCGAGGUCCUAAAAAGCAACGUCUUCUACGUCCCGGAGUACCGUGAAAUGUGCCUCGUUUUGCUGCUGAACUACAAGGAAACGCAACACUCGCUCGACUACCUGAAAGAUUUGGUCGAGACCAAUCACAUUUUCCUCAAAUUAUUCGAACAGUUUAGCAAAGGCAAACGGCACCUCAUCGUCCAAAGCAAAUCGAGAGCGCCUCAAAAGCGGAAGAAGGCCAAGAAAAAGAAAUUGGAGGGCGAGGAAACAUCUACGCCCCCGCCAACAUUCGAUGAAAUUGCCGUUGAGAUCAGCUCCGCCCUACAAGAGCAACCGACUCUAACCGACGACGUUGCGCCAUACGACGCUGCCUCCGAUCUUCCGAUGGAUGAUCAAAAGGUUUUAGCCAUGGGCAAGAUUCAGAAACUGCUGAAAGAGGCGAAGAUCCAUGUGGCCGUGGCUCUUCUGCGUGCUUCCCGCGACGUUUGGCCCGAAGGAGAAGUCUUUGGCGCUCUUGAAGUAGGACCUGAGGAGGAGCUGCUCCUUUUACGCGAACUCUUUUACGCCGAUUUACCGAGUAUUGCUGGGCACGAGCCAACAAACAGAGAGGAUAGUGAUGCAGCCGAAGACUCUGACGCCAAAGACAUUGAGGAAGAAGAAUUGGCAGCGGAGAGGAGGAGCGAAAAGGAGCUCCACUUCGAGGAAUUCAUUCGCAGGUUUGCACAUAAAAAUGUUGUUCGAAGCUACUGCCAUCUGCUGAGGCGCUACGCCACCAACACGACGCUGACGAACCACUGCAUCGUCAAGAUGCUCCACCGCGUCGCCUGGGACUGUAAAAUGCCCGCCAUGCUGUACCAGCUCUCGCUGUUCAAGACAUUUCAAAUGAUUAUGGACGAUCCGCGCGCCAAGACCGACUCCACCGUCAAAGAGCUGUACAAAUUUGCUAUUUACAUCGUGAGGAAAUUUGCCGAAACGGCGGAAGUCAACCCGAAAAUCUUCGUGGAACUGCUGUUUUGGAAGACUGCCAGCGAGGCGGUCGAAAUUGAAGCCGGUUACGGCAACGUCAAAGACUCGAGCUAUUCGCCUUCCGUCUGGAACGAAGAGGAAGAAGAUGAAUUAGAGAGACUCUAUCACGAAUUCAGAGACGUCCAAGAUGGUGAGGGAGAUGUGGUGGAUCGAAUUUUGGCCAACCUGAUUAAUCAGAACCGCAAUCGACGCGCCGUAAUCAAGAAAAUGAAGGACAUGGGUCUCAUCAUGGACGCCAAGGGCUUGGCCAAAACGAAACGAUCCGUAAAAAUCCGUCCACCCAAGGAAUGGGGCGAUCACGAGAUCGUGGAAUUGCGCCGCAUUUUCGAAGAAGUCCGCGGUUCAUCCGAUCCGUUGGGUUUGCUGAUUGAUCGACUGCCCAUUCCCCGCGGCAAAAGUCGCGUCCGAGACAAGAUCGUGGAACUCGGUCUGGUCGAAGACGUCAAGGAAUUGCGCAAGAAAAAAGUCCGUUCGGCCAAAUCAGCCGGAAGGAAAGAAUCCAAAGGCGAUCAGUCGGACGACGAGGCUCCCAGAGAAGGUCCUGCCAGACUGAACGAUUCCGAAUCAGACGAAGAGGAAAGCGAAAGCGACGAAGAAGAUGACGAGAGCGAAGGUGAAGCUUUAAAGAAUAUGAAACGUAAAGAAAGCAAGUCGAAACGGCCCAAACAGUACGGAUUCGCUAUGAAGAAAACUGAUUAUUUUAGCCCUGAAAUGUUAGCGGCACAACUCCGGCAACUGGUCGACGAUGGCCGUAAAGAAGGAUUAGCCUGGUUGGCCGAGUGCCUUAGUGAAACCCUGGAGGACCGUGAAGAAGAUGGCGGGGGCGAUGAGGCCAUCCCUCUAGUUCCGCUGACGGAGACGGCUAUUGCUUCGAUGGAGGACCACACCUUUUUGAAAUUUAUUGCCAAAAUGGGAUUGGCUCCACCGGCUAACGAACAGGAGCAAUACUGGCGCAUUCCGUCUAACCUCAUGGCGGCUGAUUUGCGUUCCAGGAUCGAUUUUUUAAAAGGAGCGUGCGUUUCGGAGGACGCGAAGAGCGAGCCGGACGAACGGACAGACAUCUCUGGCAACACGAGCGGCAACAAACGGUUGGCUGAUGAAGCGAUUGCGUUGGGCGCGCAUAAACGUCGCCGCAUCGUCAAUUCCGAGUCGUCGAGCAGCGACGACGAGCCGCAAGAUGUUGAACAACAAGACGUUGCAGAUGCGGCUGUUGUUGUUGAAACUUCGUCAACAGCUGCGUCAACAACAAGUCGCAAACGAUUGGCUGUGCUCGACACCAGCAGCGACUCUGAAUGAAAAUCAUUCGGGGGCUCCUCCUAUUAUUUAUUUUUUUUCACCGACAAACAGAGCACUUUCGCAAUAGGUGGGUUUGGAAACAAAACGCAAAGUUGCGUGUUGACAGCAAGAGUCAACCGCCUUUUGUUUGCGUUUCGCAUUUAUUUUUUUUCGAAACUUUUCUUACGUACGUCAGCCGCUAUUCAAAAAGUUUGUUUUGCGUUUGCCAAAUA